AUUCAACUCACUCACUCACUCACUCUUACUCAGUGUGCACAUCUCUACAGCGAAUCCAUGUUGGCGAAAAUUCCAUUUUCUCACCUGUUCUUUUUUUUUGUUUUGGUUUGUUUGUGUACGUUGUGUAUUCUGUUUUGCCAUCUUUUUUUCAGACAGCAAAAGCUUCACGAUAAAAGUAGCAGUACUAAUAGUAGCAAAAGUGAUAUAAACGAGUCCCUGCUCGGUGUACUGUAGGCGGUUCAUACAAGGGGGGUGUUAACGAAUAUGCGACACACUCGAGAAGGAUAAUUUUAAAACAAAGUUGUUUUUUUGUUUGCUGUUGUUUGCUCACGAAGAAAAGCAAACAGCAUUAGCCACCGCUCCAUAUUGUAAGGCGAGACGAAAGUAAAUCGAACCGGUUGCAAAAUCGUGCGACUUUGCAGAUUAGUUAGUAUGUACAGUAAAAACUGCAGGAAGACAAUGUAAAAAGAAAAGACAAACUUACCUCUCGAGAUGUGCAAAAAAGGAAUUUGUCACGCACACAGAAUCUCCUUCCCGGAAGGUGCAAAAGCCAUCAACAUACAAACGAUGCGUGCCCCUGUUUCAAAUGGCCCGAGCUGAUAGCACGGACCUGGUCUCCCUGGAAUCCCCAACGGUACCUGUUCCACCGUCAGCUUCAACAGUCUCGACGCCCGCGUCGUUUGCCCCGGUCGGUGCAACCGGGACCGUCGGCUACCACCAGCAACUACCGCAGCAUCAGCAGUAUCUGCAGCACCAGCUCCAGCAGCGGUUCGUCGACGGUAAAGUUCCACAGCAGCCACAGCAGCAUCAACAGCACGGGAAGGAUGUAUUCCAGCCUGCUCGGCGAAACGGAGGCGGCGGCCAAAAGUCUGCGCCGAUGGCCUUCGGAGACGCAGUCGCUACCGGUGCAGGCGCAGCCCUGCAACAGCCCGACGAUACCGGCUCGACGGACUCGUCCAUCUUCGACGAGGACGUUAAGAAGCGCCCCAGGAAGCUGUUUUCUUUCGGCAAGCGCUUUGCCAAGUCGAAGAAACAGCAAUAACGAUAGUAGAAGCAGAAGCAGCAGCGGCAGCAGUAGCAGCAGCAGCAUCAAACACAGCGACACGGGUACAAUAACGAACUGGGAAAACCACCAACAACCGGACACGUUGUCCGGUCAGCGACGACGACG
Anopheles funestus (African malaria mosquito) is the source of this 1171-nucleotide messenger RNA. RefSeq lists its product as uncharacterized. NCBI's taxonomy places the organism in Eukaryota, Metazoa, Arthropoda, Insecta, Diptera, Culicidae. The record is from RefSeq and is a predicted model, not a curated record. Bases 587 to 1042 code for a protein of 151 amino acids. The transcript is spliced from 2 exons.